Molecule: messenger RNA, 2724 nt
Organism: Asparagus officinalis (garden asparagus)
Lineage: Eukaryota; Viridiplantae; Streptophyta; Magnoliopsida; Asparagales; Asparagaceae
Product: mitochondrial substrate carrier family protein C
Exons: 7
Coding region: 160-2412 (750 amino acids)
Biological process (GO): transmembrane transport
Cellular component (GO): mitochondrial inner membrane
Molecular function (GO): S-adenosyl-L-methionine transmembrane transporter activity; calcium ion binding
Source: RefSeq, a predicted model, not a curated record
AACCCUCGGCCUCACCCUUUACUUCUCUCUCCUCCCACUUCGCCUCCGCCAUUUCUUCUCUCUCAAGCUCAGAUUCUGUUUAGGUUUUUUAUUUCACGAUCAAUUUCAUGCUAUUUUUCUCUCAAAUUCUGCGAUCAUCUAGGGUUUCGUUUCCAUCCGAUGGUUUCGCGCGCCGAUCCAGUGGAAUCCUUCCUCCAAUCCGUAAGAGAUGCAAUCUCCCCUCUCGAGUCAGGAUUCAUUCGAUUCUCUAAAGAUCUCGAGUCCCAUUGGUCGAAGGAUUCGAGGUUCGAGCCGAGGGAUUUCGAUUUCUUCGCUAGAUCCAGUGGAUCCAUGGAGAGGAUGGCUAUCGACGCCUCGGAUGAGAAGAAGAAAGGUUUUAGAUCGUUGAUCGGAUCGAUUUUCCCCAAUUCGAGCAAGAAACGGGGAGUGAAGGAGGAUGAAGAGGAAAGAGACGAGUCUUGUUCCAAUUGCUUGCAUUUUGCCGUUUCUUGGUCGAUUUUUGUGAAUAAUUUUGUUCAGGCGUUUCCUAGUCCGUUUAAAUCGAAGAAGAAAGGCUUCAGGGAUCCAAAUUUGCAGCAAAAUGACAUAAAAUCUAAGCAGAGGCAAAAGGUUAAGAGAUUGGAUUCUAGGGAUAAGGAAAGAUUGUCGCUUGAAUUGCUGCUGUGCCUCGCGCUCAAUAAUUUGGUUCAAAAUCUUCAGAUGUUUGAUCACAGGAAGCUGAUUGCAGGGAUUAUUAAAGGGAAGAAGGCAGAGGUCAAUGGGCUUCUAGCAAAUAUUAGGUUUGCUAGGGUUGGAGGGGCGCCUGCUAAUUUGGUUGAUGCUGCUGCAGCCUCUACUGUUAGCGAUGAAGGUGGGUCUAGGGUUUCUAAUGAGGAUAAAGAAGAAGGUGAGGUCGGUGGAGCGCAGAAGUCUGCAGGUGGGAUAUUGAACAUUCCGUUGUCUACCGUUGAGAACUGGAAAUCUACUCUGCCCAACGUAUCACUUACCGAGUUGAUUGAGUUCAUUCCUCAGCUGGGGAAAUCUUCGUCUUCAGAGCACCCUGACAAGAAGAAGCUGUUCUCUGUUCAUGAUUUCUUUCGGUACACUGAAUGUGAAGGGCGGAGGUUCUUUGAGGAAUUGGAUAGAGAUGGUGAUGGCCAAGUAACUCUUGAAGACCUUGAAGUUGCAAUGAGAAAUAGAAAGCUACCAAGGAAGUAUGCCCGUGAUCUUUUGCGCCGUACUAGGAGUAACUUAUUUGCAAAAUCAAUUGGGUGGAAGCAAUUUUUAUCCUUCAUGGAGCAAAAGGAACCGACCAUUCUUCGAGCUUAUACCACCUUGUGUUUGAGCAAGUCUGGAACCCUUAAAAAGAAUCAAAUAUUGACAUCUCUCAGAAGUGCAGGCCUUCCUGCCAAUGAAGAUAAUGCUGUUGCUAUGAUGCGAUAUCUAAAUGCGAAUACAGGGCAAUCUAUUUCCUACAGUCAUUUCCGCAAUUUCAUGCUUCUUCUCCCUUCAGAGCGCCUAGAAGAUGAUCCUCGGAGUGUAUGGUUUGAAGCUGCUACUGUUGUGGCUGUGCCGCCUCCUGUGGAAAUAUCUGCUGGAAAUGUUCUGAAAUCUGCUUUGGCUGGGGGCCUUGCAAGUGCACUUUCUACAUCUUUAUUGCAUCCUAUAGAUUCAAUGAAGACACGUGUACAAGCAUCAACACUUUCAUUUCCAGAACUUAUCUCAAAGCUUCCAGAGAUUGGGGUGAGAGGCUUGUACAGAGGUUCUAUUCCAGCAAUUCUAGGACAAUUUUCUAGCCAUGGAUUACGUACUGGCAUCUUUGAAGCAAGCAAGCUUGUUCUUAUAAAUGUUGCUCCAACGCUUCCGGAGCUUCAGGUGCAAUCUAUGGCAUCCUUCUGCAGCACAAUCCUUGGAACAGCAGUCCGAAUUCCGUGCGAGGUCCUGAAGCAACGAUUACAGGCAGGCAUUUUUGACAAUGUAGGAGAGGCUAUUGUGGGGACUCUGCGGCAGGAUGGCUUAAAGGGUUUCUUUCGUGGCACCGGUGCCACACUUUGCCGAGAGGUUCCAUUCUAUGUUGCCGGCAUGUGUCUAUAUGCAGAAUCGAAAAAGGGUGUCCAGAGCCUUCUCAACCGCGAGCUAGAACCUUGGGAAACAAUCGCUGUAGGAGCUCUCUCGGGUGGUCUUGCAGCUGUUGUCACAACCCCGUUCGAUGUGAUGAAAACAAGAAUGAUGACUGCUCCACAAGGACUUCCAGUUUCAAUGCAAAUGGUAGCCUUUACAAUCCUUCGACAAGAGGGUCCGCUAGGCCUCUUUAAAGGAGCAGUUCCUCGCUUCUUCUGGAUUGCUCCUCUUGGAGCUAUGAACUUUGCUGGGUAUGAGCUUGCAAAGAAAGCAAUGGAGAAGUCUGAGCAUAAUGACCAGCUUCAGCAGUGAACAGUUUGUUUUUUUUUGGAGGAUGCACAUACUUCUUUUUUCAGGGUGAAUAUGUGAUGAAAGAUCGGUAAAAAUGUGUCGACAUGGCUCGAAUCUGCUUCAAGUUCAUGAGCAGAAGAUGUUUAAUUUUGUGUACAUAUACAGCGUGUGCAGUUGGUUAAACUGUGCAGUUUUGAUGUUUCGGUCAGCUGCUGCUGCUUUAGGAGUCUUCUUUUCGCAAUUUGUUGUGAAUUUUUAUGAUAAAAUUUUCUUGUUUGAACUAUUUACUAGCAGGAGGUAAAUUGGUUUAAAUAAACUGAGUUUGCCAGUUAA